AUGAGUCUUGAGUCAGUAUUAAUCACGGGGGCCAACCGGGGCAUCGGGUUAGAGCUGGUGCGACAACUAUUGGACGCACCGGUGCCACCUCGAUGUGUGAUCGCCACCACCCGACAGAUCAACAACAACGACCUGGAAGUGCUACGUCUAAAACAUCCUAAUAAAUUACACUUGCUACAAUUAGAAGUUACCAACUAUGACAGUUACGCCACUUUUGCCGACCGAGUUAAACGCAUUGUAGGCGUAAAAGGAUUGGACACAUUGAUUAAUAAUGCCGGAGCUAGACUAGCAAAAAAUCUCGAUGAUGUUAACCCUGCUGAUAUGGUUGAUAAUUUUAAGCUUAACUCGUUGACUGGCCUAAUGUUGACUAAAGCUCUGCUACCCGUGCUUAAGGUAGCGGCACUUCAACGCAAAACACUGGUGGUAAACAUGACGUCCCGAUUGGGCUCUAUUACGAUGACAGGACAGGGAGGAGCGGGCAUUAUAUACCCCACCCGUACGAGUAGGGCUGCCCUAAACAUGAUCACAAAGUGCCUGUCCAUAGACCUCAAACCGUACAGUAUUUACGUGAUUGGCUGUAAUCCGGGUCACGUGAGAACCGCUGGCGGCGGACCCACAGCCCCGCUGGACGUGGAGACUAGUGUGGCCGGUAUUAUCAAGGUGAUUCAGUCGGUCAAUGGCCAGGUGCUAGGUCAAACAAUUAGUUACGACGGUACCGUUGUGCCAAAUUAA
Molecule: messenger RNA, 732 nt
Organism: Medioppia subpectinata
Lineage: Eukaryota; Metazoa; Arthropoda; Arachnida; Sarcoptiformes; Oppiidae
Source: the annotation of a GenBank genome assembly